Messenger RNA from Xenia sp. Carnegie-2017, 2652 nucleotides. Its product is annotated as polyunsaturated fatty acid 5-lipoxygenase-like. Gene Ontology annotation, molecular function: oxidoreductase activity, acting on single donors with incorporation of molecular oxygen, incorporation of two atoms of oxygen; metal ion binding; protein binding. The record is from RefSeq and is a predicted model, not a curated record. NCBI's taxonomy places the organism in Eukaryota, Metazoa, Cnidaria, Anthozoa, Malacalcyonacea, Xeniidae. Gene Ontology annotation, biological process: lipid oxidation.
ACUUCUAAUCCUUCAAAUAAAACACGUGCUCACGAGAUAAAAUACGAUAAGGUGAAAGGACUAAAAAAGGAGUUUAAAGAACGGUGAUUGGUAGAAUGCGUCAGAUUUUAGCUAUGAUUUAUCAGUUUGGCACGCGUGUUUAUAAAGGCGUCGUGUGCGAAAGCCUUUAAUAGUUCAAAGAGCCAGUAAACGAGAAACAAUAACUGGACGAUUGAGAAACUUUCUCAACAUAUGUACAUAUGGGUAACGCUUGUACAAAUUUGCCUUCAGAUUAUGAAAUUGAAGUAAAAACAGGAGAUGUCAUGGGUGCAGGAACGAACGCCAACGUCUUUAUUAUCCUUAUUUCUGAGUCAGGAAUACACUCACGCGCCAUUAAGCUUGAUUGUCACUGGCGAAAUGACUUUGAAAAAGGUAAUAUCGAUAAAUUUAAAGUGGGCGGCAUUUCUAAUCUUGGCGCUAUCGGAAAGAUCUCUCUAUGGCGGGACUCGUCCAGCUUGCACGAUGGCUGGUUUGUUGAGUGGGUCAAGGUUCGAAACGUGCAUUCUUGUGGGGAAGAAUCCGACAGCUUUCCCAUAAAUAGAUGGGUGCGGCGAAACCGAAGUAUGGUCAUUACAAAGUAUGACUGUAUGCUACCGCAAUUUGAUGAGUACCAAGAACAAAGGACUCUAGAAAUCGUGGAAAAGAGAAAGAGUUAUGUUUUGAUAAGAAAAUCGCCGGGCAUGCCAAAACAGAUUGAAAAACUACCCAAGGAAGAGCAUUUUAGCAAUAGUUACAAGUGGGAUAUCCAGAGCACAAAGUAUCGCUUGUUUGCCCAGUCCAAACUUACAAAGCUUACUACGGAUUCAUGGCAAACUUUGGAAGAUUUGAAAAAUAUCUACGUGGGAAAGUUCAAGUUACCUGAGGGUGCAAGAUAUUGGAAAGAUGAUUUACACUUUGGUCGGCAGAGACUGCAAGGAUGCAAUCCGACAAUGAUACGUUUAUGCACAGAAAUUCCUUCAAACUUCCAGGUAACAGCAAAUAUGGUAAAGCCAUUUUUGGAAUCGCACACUUUGGAAGAUGCAAUUACUUUGAAGAAACUUUAUAUCAUCGACUAUAAAGAUAUAUUAAAUCUAACUUGCAUAGAAGAGAAAAAGAUCGCCAGUCCAAUAGCAUUAUUUUACGUAAAUGGUCAAGGAGAUCUAAUUCCAAUUGCUAUCCAGUUGUUUCAAGAACCAGCAGAAAAUAAUCCCGUUUUUAUCCCCAGUGAUCCGGAAUACACGUGGAUGCUAGCAAAAAUGUACUUCAAUAAUGCUGACUGCUCAUAUCAUCAGGCUUGCACACAUUUGGGUUUCACGCACUUAAUCGCAGAAACUGUUUGCAUUGGGACACACAGACAACUCUCUCCGUCUCAUCCACUAUUUCGAUUAUUGGCACCACAUUUUUUGUAUAUUUUGGCUAUCAAUAGUCUUGCGCUAAACAAGCUUAUUUCACCAAAUGGAUGGAUUGACAACACAAUGUCCUGUAAAGCAAGUGGAAUAUUUGAAAUUGUAAAAAAAUGUUGGAAAAAUUGGAGACUUAACGUGGAUGGUUGGCUACCAAACGAUAUAAUAGCAAGAGGAGUUGAUGACCUAAAAGCGCUUCCUAACUAUCCAUACAGAGAUGACGCUCUGUUGCUUCAUCAAGUUUUAUGGGAUUACGUACGCGAAGUGUUGCAGGCUCAUUAUGACACACCUCAAAAGCUAGCAAAAGAUUGGGAAUUACAAGAGUGGGGAAAAAUGUUGACAGAUGAGAGCGAGGGCCUUGGUUUAAAGGGUGUUCCAGGCAAUGGUGAUUUCGCAAAUCUCGAAGAUCUUAUCCAGACAGUGACAUCAGUGAUAUUUAUUUGCAGCGUUGGACAUGCUGCAUCAAACUUCCCCCAAUAUGAUGAAUAUGCCUUUCCCUUAAAUUACCCCCCGAUUCUUCGUGGAAAUCCUCCAACUGACAAGAUGGAGUUGUGUGAGAAAGAUAUUAUUGCCCAGCUACCCACAAAAGAUACAACAUUUAGCAUUAUGGUUGUCACGAAGAUACUUAGCGAUCGUGGUACAAACUCUCUUGGUAAUUUUGAAGUUCAGUAUAUGCACGAUCAUUCUGGCGUAAAAGCUGUUCAACGGCUUAGACAACGUUUAAUAGACUUGGGAAAAAUUAUCGAUGAAAGAAACAAGCAACGGAUUUACCCUUAUUUACAUCCACUGGAAGUACCAAACUCAAUCAGUAUUUGAAACUGACUUUUCCAAAAGAAACACCAAUAUAACACUAAACAAUUGUUAUUUAUAAAUAUGUAUAUCUGGCUUCAAAAUUGAAGGGUUAUGGUUUGCUCAGGUAAAAUAUUUCAUUGUAAUUUGAAUGUGUGAGCUUGUUUCAUGCUUCAGAGAGAAAAGUAUGUCAAUGGGUUUAGUGUACAAUUUGUCUUAGUCUAUUUAGAAAAUGUAAUUGUAUAAACCUAAUAUUCCAAUAAUCCACAGUGAUAGGGUGAUCUUGGAAAUUAUAUGUAACUCCUUUCAUAUACUAUGCAAAGUAUAUUUACCACAAAAUAUGUAAAGUUACCUUGCUUUUCUUAUAUAGCAGGGUAAAAUAAAAAAUACAUUAAAUAUAUGCUUAUCUUAUAAUACAAAACUUUAAAACAGUUGUUUAAAA